UAGUGUCUGGUUGAGUCAUAUAUAGCUCCUCCAAAAAGAGUAGAAUAUGUAUGCUGCUUGUGCAAAAUCAAUUAAUUCCAUCACAUACCAUGAUCACUCAAAACCCCAUCUUCCUCACCAUUUCAUCUCUCUUGAUUCUCUCACUACUCAAUAAUUUGUUUCAAACUUGUGUUGCAAACUCUUAUUGCAGUCCUUCUGCGUGUGGCAUCUUUCCCAAUAUCAGCUCCCCUUUCCGCCUCAAGGGCCAUCCAAAGAAGUGCGGUGAUGGCAGAUUUGAGUUAGCCUGCGAAAACAAUGUGACCUCCAUCUCUCUCAACUCUCACAAAUACUAUGUCAAAGCCAUCAACUACAGCAACUCCGCCAUCAGGCUGGUCGAUGCUUCCAUAAACAAUCACGACAUCUGCUCUUUUCCCACCCUUUUCGACUUUUCUAUUGAUCCUCGCUUUUAUUUCUAUGUUACGCGUUACUCUAACUCUCCUAUUAAUUUUAUAAGCUGCCCAAAUCAGUUGACCAAUUCAUCCCUUUUUACUGAUAUCACUACUCAGUGUGCCUCUAAUUCAUCCCAUCCCAGAUAUGCUUAUAUCAAGGUCGGCCACAUGACGGCCUCAGAGUUACCAUAUUCGUGCGGUGUAGAUCUCAUAGUGAUGACAUCGUGGCAGGAAUUUAAGGAUUUCAACAACGUUUCACUUUCAGAAAUCCACCAAUCUCUCUUGUAUGGACUUGAACUCUAUUUCUGUACCCAGUCCUGGUGCGGAUCAUCCACAAAGUUAAACUGGGAGAAUUUCAAAAGGCAGUUAUUCAGUAAUAGGCUUUUACUAAUUCCUCUCGCUCUUCUAGUCAGAGGAGUGGAGAGUACUAAGACCGAAAGAAAUCUAAUUUUGACCCCCCCCAAAAAAAUGCCAGUUUUUAUAAUUGCAGGGGUAAGUCUCCCUCUGACGAUCAUCAUCGGAAUCAUCGGCGUAUUAGUACUCUCAUUUGCUUCCAUUUCCAUUUCGGGCCGGCUAGACGGCGUGCCUUACAAAUUCAGUAACUACUUCAGUGCCUUACAAGUACAGAGCUUGGGAACUACUAAUUUCUCAUCCAUUGCGCUUCUCGUGAGUUGUGUGGCCAUUAUAGUUUUGUUAUCUGCAGCAAUAAACCCCCUUCUCACGAUCAUCACCGGAUUUGGCGGUGUAUUACUAGUCUCAUUUAUUUUGAUACACAACAGGUCCUUCUCCACUAUAAUGAACGAAGCUACUAGAUUCCUAUUCAUUGGCGUAAUAUCAGGGAUAGUCAUCUCUUUACCAAAGAUCAUCAUUGGUCCUUUUGUAGUAUGGUUUUUGAUCUACAAAUUCCGAAGAAGGCGCUUGUCGGUGUACGAGGAAAUAGAAGGCUUCCUAAAAAGUGACAACAAACUCUCGCCAAUCAGGUACUCAUAUUCAGACAUAAAGAAGAUGACGAGAGGUUUUCGAGAAAAACUAGGCCAAGGAGGGUUCGGUUCUGUUUACAAAGGAAAGCUCCGAAGUGGGCAUGAUGUAGCUGUCAAAUUACUGGGAAAGGCUACAACGAAUGGACAAGACUUUAUCAAUGAAAUUGGUACCAUUGGGAGGAUCCAUCAUGUGAAUGUUGUCAAGCUUGUUGGAUAUUGUGCUGAAAUGUCCAAACGCGCCCUCAUAUUCGAUUUCAUGCCCAAUGGCUCUCUUGAAAAGUACAUCUUCAACCGAGAAAAAACAUCUUCAUUGGAUUGGGAUAUGAAAUUUAAAAUUGCAGUUGAAGUGGCCCGAGGGAUUAAGUAUUUGCAUUGUGGUUGUGAUAUACAAAUCUUACAUUUUGAUAUCAAACCUCACAAUAUACUUCUUGAUGAUAAGUUUGUCCCAAAAAUAUCAGAUUUUGGGUUGGCAAAAUUAUGCUCCAUAGAGAAAGACACUGUGACCAUGACUGCUGCUAGAGGAACUAUAGGCUAUGUUGCUCCGGAACUCAUAAACAGAAGUAUUGGCGGAGUGUCUUACAAGGCUGAUGUGUAUAGUUUUGGGAUGCUGUUGAUGGAAAUGAUUGGCUUAAACAGAGAGUUGAAGGGAAAUAAUGAUGAUUCUAGCAAGUAUUUUCCAGAAUGGAUAUAUGACCACUUUAACCAAGGCAAAGACAUUGAAAUCGAAAAAGCAGAGGAAAAUAAUGGUAAUGAUGAUGAGAAUGAGAGUAGAAAGAGUCUUGUACAUAAGAUGACAAUAGUUGCGCUAUGGUGCAUACAGAUAAGGCCAGAUGAUCGUCCAUCAAUGCAUAAAGUGCUGGAAAUGUUGGAAGCUGAUGUUAAACAUCUGCACAUUCCUGAUUAUCCACCUCAAUCAGCAGAUGUGGCUGGAAACGAGGAAGAGAGCUGGCGUACAGAUGCAACUGAUUCUGUAUCCCAGCUACAUUAUAACAAUGGGAGCAGCAUUGAGAUUACUAUUGCUUGAAUCUUUUUUCUCCUCUGUUUUUGCAUGAAACAGGUUCCUCUUUUAUGUAUGAGUUUCAUAGCCUUCAUUCCUUCAUCGAUCUCUUCUACAGUGAAAAAAGUAAUACAGUGAUCUCUAGAAUCAACUUAUGCGAUUGUUAUAGUUGUGAUUUGCUCACAAUCAGAUGUCAA
Molecule: messenger RNA, 2602 nt
Organism: Salvia miltiorrhiza (redroot sage)
Lineage: Eukaryota; Viridiplantae; Streptophyta; Magnoliopsida; Lamiales; Lamiaceae
Product: LEAF RUST 10 DISEASE-RESISTANCE LOCUS RECEPTOR-LIKE PROTEIN KINASE-like 2.8
Exons: 9
Coding region: 51-2432 (793 amino acids)
Biological process (GO): protein phosphorylation
Molecular function (GO): ATP binding; polysaccharide binding; protein kinase activity
Source: RefSeq, a predicted model, not a curated record